Messenger RNA from Pygocentrus nattereri (red-bellied piranha), 1185 nucleotides. RefSeq names its product vimentin (gene vimr1). Lineage: Eukaryota; Metazoa; Chordata; Actinopteri; Characiformes; Serrasalmidae. Gene Ontology annotation, cellular component: plasma membrane; intermediate filament; cytoplasm. The transcript is spliced from 3 exons. Gene Ontology annotation, molecular function: structural constituent of cytoskeleton. Gene Ontology annotation, biological process: intermediate filament organization. The record is from RefSeq and is a predicted model, not a curated record.
AUGAGAGGCUCUUCCUAUUCCCAGAAGACCCUGACCGUCAGUGGAUCCAGCAGGACACGGGUUCAGAGCCCUUCCCCUUCACGAUGCCGGGGGUCCUCUUACACCCGUGGUCGGGCUGGCUUCCAGGGGCAAGCUGUGGAGGUGGGCACGGAGAUCCACAAGCACCAUGCUAAUGAGAAGGAAGAGAUGCAGGAGCUGAACGUGCGCUUUGCCGGCUACAUCGAGAAGGUUCAGUCUCUGGAGCAGAGGAACGCGACUCUCAGAGCAGAACUAGAGGUCCUGCAGAACCGCUUCAAGGGCGGACCAUCCGGCCUUGGUGAGGAGUACGAGGCCAAGUUUAAAGAGAUGAAGGACCUGAUCGAGGCACUGACUGCUGAAAAGGGCGCAGCUGAUAUUGAGAGGGGCUACAUUGAGGAGGAGGUGGAGGUGUGGAGGCUGAAGUUGGAGGAAGAGCUGGCGCUUAAAGAGGAGGCAGAGAUAAUCCUGCGCGAGUUCCGUCAGGACGUGGACAAUGCCACACUGCAGAAAGCUGACCUGGAGAAGCGUGUUGAGCAGCUGGUGGCUGAAAUAGAGUUCCUCAAGAAGCUCCACGAUGAAGAAGUCGCUGACCUCCUCAAGCAAAUUGAGGAGUCCAAGGUGACUGUGGAGCUGGACUCUGAUAGACCUGACCUGGCUGCAUAUCUGCGCAAGAUGCGCAGCGAGAUUGAAGCUGUGGCUGCCCGCAACGUCCAGGAGGCCGAGAAGUGGUACAAGGGCAAAUUUGACACACUGAAAGAGCAUGCCAGCAAGCAUGAGACCCAGAUGCGGACCAUGAAGGAAGAGAUCACCACCUUCCAAAACCAGGUGACAGACCUGCAGAACCAAAUCGACGGGUUGCGGGCACGGAACGCUGCCCUCGAGCAGCAGCUGGAUGACAUGGAGGUGGCGCACCUGGACAAGGCGGCCAGUUUGGAGGCCAUUAUUGCCCAACUAGAGAGCCAGCUGUGUGAGACCAAAGUGGAAAUGGCCAAAUACAUGGCUGACUACCAGGAGCUGCUGCACAUUAAGCUAAAGCUGGAUGCGGAGAUCGCCACCUACAGGAAGCUGCUGGAAGGAGAGGAAAAGAGGCUCGGGAUUCCGGUCACCGAGACUGCAUGAACCGCAUCUGUGUCCAGCAGCUUGGAGACUCGUACGGCUACUGAAUGA